Hydatigera taeniaeformis is the source of this 2145-nucleotide messenger RNA. NCBI's taxonomy places the organism in Eukaryota, Metazoa, Platyhelminthes, Cestoda, Cyclophyllidea, Taeniidae. The record is from the annotation of a GenBank genome assembly.
AUGCUUUCACAUAAGAAAACGGAAACUCUCCUGCUUAUUUUGUCCCUUUGUCUGUCUGGAAUCAUAGGUAAAGUACAAUGUGACUUUUUAAAUUUUGUAGCAUUUUUGACCAGGCUUUUCUCUGUUUUACGAUUUGAAUCGAUGAUACAUGAGUUCGACCCAUAUUUUAACUAUCGAACAACGAAAUUUAUGACCGAAGAGGGAUUUUACAACUUUCACAAUUGGUUUGAUGAUAUGGCAUGGUAUCCUCUUGGUCGCAUAAUUGGUGGCACGAUUUAUCCCGGCCUGAUGGUUACCGCUACUCUUUUUUUUCGAAUCUUUCACCUGAUUAACCUUACGAUUGACAUCCGCAAUAUAUGCGCGGUGGAUUUGCCAUCAGCGCUUGUGGCUUCUGCUAUGAUAUCCAUUGUUCCUGGAUACACCAGCCGAUCAGUCGCCGGGUCUUAUGAUAACGAAGGCAUCGCCAUUUUUUGCAUGCUUUUAACAUUCUAUUUUUGGGUCAAAUCCGUGAAUACUGGGUCAAUCGUUUCCUCGGUCUUGACUGGUAUCGCUUACUUUUACAUGGUUUCAUCCUGGGGAGGAUAUGUGUUCUUGCUCAACACGAUACCCAUUCAUGUGCUUGCUCUCAUGAUAUCUGGUCGCUUUUCUCAUCGUAUUUACGUUGCUUACUCAAUUUUUUAUUGUAUCGGUACCCUUUUGUCUAUGCAAAUCAGCUUUGUUGGUUUUCUGCCCGUCCUUUCAAGUGAACACAUGGGGGCUCUUGGAGUAUUCGGUUUUUGUCAAAUUAUCACUUUUGCCAACUAUUUAAAAACACGAACAACGGAGGAGUGUUUUUAUCAGAUUCUUCGAUUUGCUGCAUCUACUCUCGGUUUGAUGCUGUGCGUUGCUGUAGGAGUUCUGUAUUUUUCAGGAAAAAUCUCCCCAUGGACGGGUCGAUUUUAUUCUCUCUUGGAUUUGAGCUACGCCAAAAACCACUUGCCCAUUAUCGCUUCCGUUUCGGAACAUCAACCAACAACGUGGAGCUCUUACUUCUUUGAUCUUCACUUCAUGACUGUUUUCUUUCCCGUCGGUUUGUACUACUGCUUCAAAAGGAUGACUGACGCAGGCAUUUUCGUUAUCAUAUAUGGUGUAUUGAGCCUCUACUUUUCCGGUGUGAUGGUACGAUUGAUGCUUGUUUUGGCUCCCAUUAUGUGCAUCCUCUCUGGUGUGGCUGUUUCCAAUAUCCUCCGAACUUUCCUGCCUAACAUGAUCACUGGAACGUCUACCCGUGAUAUCCUCACUGCAGGUGCCAACUUGAGCGGUGCUUUACCUCAGAAACGUCCCCCGCCUUCUAGCAAACAAGCUAAAAGUUCAAUCACAGGCAACUUUUCCGAUCCAACGUAUCCCUUCAAGAGUCAAGUCGCCUCUGUCGUGAUUGUCGCAGUUAUAAUAGUUCUGGCACUCUACAGCCAGCACUGUAUUUGGGUCACCUCGAACGCCUACUCCUCACCCAGCAUCGUCAUGGCUGCUCAACGGUCAAACGGUGAAACAGUCCUUUUUGAUGACUAUCGCGAGGCCUACUACUGGCUUCGGCAAAACACCCCUCUAGACGCAAAGAUAAUGUCAUGGUGGGAUUAUGGCUACCAGAUAACAGCUAUUGCAAAUCGCACUGUACUGGUGGACAAUAACACGUGGAAUAACACUCACAUCGGACGUGUUGGACAGGCUAUGGCUUCCAGCGAGGAAGAAGCAUACGAAAUUCUUCGUGAGCUCGAUGUGGACUACGUCCUAGUCAUUUUUGGAGGUGCUUCCUCGUAUUCGUCUGAUGACAUCAACAAAUUUCUGUGGAUGGUGCGUAUCGCAGGUAGCACUGAGAAGGGCCGGCAUGUCAAAGAAAUGGAUUACUUUAGUAAGACUGGAGAGUAUCGCAUUGACAAGGAGGGGUCGUCCGUCUUCCUAAACUGCCUUCUGUACAAAAUGUCUUACUAUCGAUUUUGGGAGAAGUACACUUCACCCAACCACCCGCCUGGUUAUGACCGCGUCCGAAAUGCCGUAAUUGGAAACAAAGACUUUGAAUUGGAAACGUUAGAGGAAGCUUUUACCACCGAGAACUGGAUAGUUCGUAUCUUCCGUGUGAAAAAAUUCUUAAAUCGUGGACAUGUGUAA